AUGUACCGACGAGCACUGGCAAGCAGAGAGAAGACACUUGGGCCAGAUCAUCCAGAUACCUUACGGAGCGUGGACAGCCUAGGUGCAGCACUAUCCAACCAGGGAAAACACAGCGAAGCGGAGAUUGCGUAUCGAUAUGCAUUGGCCAGCAGAGAGAAAACAUUUAGGCUUGAUAAUCCAAAUAUCUUGCGGAGUGUGAAUGGCUCAGGCGCAGCGCUGCACAACUAAGGGAAGCACGGCGAGGCGGAGAUUAUGUAUCGGCGCGCAGUUGCAGAGGGAGGGAAGGCGCUAGAGCCAAGUCAUCGGAUGACUCUAAAAAGUGCUAACUGCCUGGUAGUGUUUCUCCGGGCCUUGGAAUGAAGAUCCUCGGACAGAGCAUCUCAACUGAGAUAGAGGAUUUAUAUUUACACGAGGAGGGGGGGCGAGGAUAUUUUGGCCAUCCUGUUAUUUCUCUUUUUUUUUAGACUCUUUAUAUUGCUUUCUCUUUUGCAGACUUUCAGCAACUAUGGGUCCUGGGAUGCUUUUUUAUCAUCCGGUGCCAUUUUGGUAUAAGGUGUGGGUGCCGGUUUUGUAUUCUGGGUUCCGAAUGGUCGGCGGAAGACUGGACUGGACCAGCUAGUCAGGUCGGAAGUCAAGUCUAGUCUAAUGGUGGAAAUUAGACCGACUAGACGGUCAGGAUUAUUGGACCUGACUAGGCUAGCACUGGUCUGACCAGGCCUGCCAAGCAACAGGAUAUGCACGGCCCAUUGACCGAAUUAGCAUCCUAUUUUGCUUUUUACUAUCUUUAUCGCAGUUCCCUACGUUCAAAUAAAUAUUUUCUUGAUUAAA
Messenger RNA from Tuber melanosporum (Perigord truffle), 828 nucleotides. RefSeq lists its product as uncharacterized. NCBI's taxonomy places the organism in Eukaryota, Fungi, Ascomycota, Pezizomycetes, Pezizales, Tuberaceae. Gene Ontology annotation, biological process: microtubule-based movement. Gene Ontology annotation, cellular component: kinesin complex; membrane-bounded organelle; cytoplasm. The transcript has a single exon. The record is from RefSeq and is a predicted model, not a curated record. Bases 1 to 228 code for a protein of 75 amino acids. Gene Ontology annotation, molecular function: kinesin binding.